This is a messenger RNA of Diachasmimorpha longicaudata, 4916 nucleotides long. RefSeq lists its product as uncharacterized. Lineage: Eukaryota; Metazoa; Arthropoda; Insecta; Hymenoptera; Braconidae. Gene Ontology annotation, molecular function: protein binding. The record is from RefSeq and is a predicted model, not a curated record. The transcript is spliced from 4 exons. Gene Ontology annotation, cellular component: nucleus; cytoplasm. The coding region runs from base 353 to 3598 and encodes 1081 amino acids. Gene Ontology annotation, biological process: regulation of RNA splicing.
CCUCGUACCUGUUUCUCCUUCCAAUCGUGCCUAGUAGAGUCAGUACGUCGUACGGUGUCACAGUUGUCACGCGAAAGACGUUCAACCCUCUUAAAACCUACGUGGCAUUCACUAAAAAAUAUCCCCCAAAGUUCUCGCGAUCAACCCGAUCGUCAAAAAAUGAAUUGCAGCAGUUGCUUUAUUUCCAAAGAGCAGUGUAAAUGAUGAUUGAACAUCGGCAUUGUGAAUAGUGUCAACAAGUUGUGCGAUUGAGAAAUCAUGAAUGUCCCAGAAUCGGGCAGUUUCCUGAUUGAUUAAAAAUACAAUCCACGAAGCGAGGGCGAAUCGAGAGGAGAGAGAGAGAAGCGAAAAUAUGGACGAAGCCGAUCAGGAUUCUGUGUGCUACGGCCCGGGUAGCAUUGCAGGGGCUGUGAUCGGUACAUUUUUGACGACUGCACUUCUUUUAGCCAUCGCUGCCUUCUUCUACAGGCAGUGGCGUCGACAUAGGGGAAAACACCUUGUGCUGGUGACAGAUCCGGAGAUUGUCGAGGAUGCCUAUGCAUUCGAUAAUCCCUGUUUCAAGGACGCAUCAUCAGGACAAAUAGGAAGUAUGGAGAGGCCACUGUCUGUUGCAGCUAUUGAGACACAAAUCAAAGAUACACCAAAGUGGUCAACCCCGUGGUCAGGAUUAGGACUAGGGACUGGCAAUAAGCAUGACAAGAGACGAACACUCGAUGAUUCCUGUCUUGGGCCAAAAGCUACACGAGUCAGUGUAGUGAGCCUCCGGAGUAGAGACUUCACCGGCCUUGGGUUUAACGUCGCCGGAAACAUGAGGGAAGGUAUCUUCGUGAAGGAUCUUCUGCAUCGCGGUCCAGCUUCUGAAUCCGGUCGCAUUCAUCCAGGUGAUCGAAUAACAAGCGUAAAAAUAAGCUUCCGAAGCAUGGUGUACGAGGAUGCUCUAACAAUCCUGAGUUAUGCAUCGCCUUACGAUGUUGAACUCGAGGUCGAGAGUGGUGGCAGUGGUUCGCGUCCAACGACCCUCUUAAAAAAGACAGUGGGUCCAAGUCCCGCCCGCAUUUGUCACCCUAUCUACCGAAGCCAAUCGAUUCCCGAAUUAUCGAGAGCCCACAAGUCCUCAGCAAAGCGACUCUUCAUUGCUGACCCCAAUGACUCCCUUAACUGCUCCAACUACUCCCCAUUAAAUUGUACUCUAAAAUCAUCAAAAUCAACACCAGGAAGUCACACGUUAGAACGUCAACAUGAGGAAGCCAAAUCCAACAAUCACCACCAGAAAUUUGGCAUCAAAGUGCUGCCCACACUGGAGGGAACAGUCCAUAGAAUUGAGAAUCAAAAUGAGCACAACACAAAUCUCGAGCGAAAAAAUUCACGAAAAAAGCUCGAUGUAGAGAGACGAGAGAUAAUCUCCUCAACGCCAAUUCCCACGGAGAAGAUCCAGGAACGUCUGCGCCAGCGGGAGAGCCGCAGUAUGGCGAAUGGUGUAGAUUCAACAGACUCUAAAGUAUCAAACACACGUCCCCAGGACGAUGAGAAGAUGGUGAUCCCCUCGGAGGUACCUGAAGAGGUCCACAACGCCGCGAUGGCAGCGAGAAGAAAUCGAAAGAACAGUGCAGAGCUGUUGAGUCCCUUCAAGCCUGACAAUGAGUUGGGAACUAGUAACCCAGAGGAAGAUAGAAAGAGCCCUCAAAAGAACAAACGAAAGGCCCCAGCGCCACCUGCAUCGCCCAUAAAAGAUGACCAAAUGACCUCAAUUAAUCACCAGCUGCAAAACAGAAUCGAUACAAUCGCCGAUUACACUGAAUCAUUGAGUGAUUACGUUGAGAAGGUGAUCGAGGCUGAGACUGAUGGUGAUCAGGCGCAAUUGUCCCGUGUGGAUGAUCACUCAGAGCGAAGAAAUUCAGCAGAAUCAGACACUGACUCCGAGAUGCAGCACAGUUUUACAACGAUUGAGCUCAAUCCAUCGGACAUUACAAUCCAUCACACACCAGUCCCAAGGGCACCUGAAGACGAGAAUGAGGAUGAUGUCUACAGGAAAGCAGCGAGUCUCGGUGAUUUGUCCAAAUACGAGGCGAAGAGUUCAACGACCCUGGAGCGAGCACAGAGCCUGGACAUGGCGGACGCUGGCUUGAAGAAACGAAAAGCUCCCCUGCCUCCGGAAGACAUUGCUGAAUUCAACGAGGACUUGAGCAAGCUCGAUGACAUGGAGGCGUUUGACAGAAUAAAAUUGAAGAAGUCGAGCGAAUGGGGUACCCUGGAGGAUGCCAUUUGGAGUAAAACAGACGGCGAUAAUGAAGAGGUCAAGCCAAAAAUAAGGAAGAAAAGCAGUGGUACCUUGGAGAGGUCGAAAUCUGCAGUUGAAAUCAAGCUGAAAGAGGACAAUUCCCUCGGUCAGUCUCACACAACUCAGGACAAGCCCAACGAUUGCAGCAUAGAACUAUACAAUCUUCCUUUGAGCAAGCGCCUCACUAGGGACUUCAUCCAUACUGAAAGAAUGUUUAAUCCUGAUGAGGAUAAUGCCCUCGUGAGAAUCGUCAACAACGGACGGGUCUUGAAAAGUCCAACACCUGAACAGGUUGAAUUGGAUUUUAAACCAGCCAAACCUAUACCUGAUAGUCCCGACCAAAUGGAUACUCCAGCUGUUGUGGAUUCUUUCGAUCAAGCACUGAGAUUCUCUGACCUUCAUUCACGCUUGUCCAGUAAACAACUUGAAGCAGACCUUGACACGAUUAAUGGAGAUAAUAGAGAGAUGUACGUGGGCAUGAAGCAAGUAAGGGAGGAGCCAGUGAGGAAAAUUACAGUGAAUCGAACGUGUCCCAUUUGCGAAAGAAAUGGUCAUCAUGACAAGCACUGUCAGCUACACGUCAAAACUAAUGGCAAUUACGAUGACUCAUCCAAGUUGGCUGGAGAAAUAGCACCUUCCACGCUGACUGAUAUCGAAAAACAGAUAGAGAGCAUUACUGGGCGAGAUAUUGAGAACGAUGAUGAUGUUGAUGAUGGCUGCGAUCUGGAGUUGGGUGUCACUAUCAACAGCAAGAGACUCACCCCCGAGGAUCAGCACAACAUCAGUAAUAUCAGUGUUUCGAGUGAGGACAGCGGUUUGGUUGGAGAAUCUGGCGAAUUUAACGCUGACUCACGGCCGCCAUUACCGAACACCCCUGCCCCGCCUCAAAAACCUUCCAAAAAACAGACUUAUAUCACUGAGAUCAAGGUCUCCCCCAGGGACACCAGGGAAAACCUCCCUGAAGUCAAUGAAAUUCACCCAAAACCACCUAGGGGUCAGGUUACAAUAACUUCCAACGGCAAGCCAACACCUGCAAAAAAACCACCAGUUCCCCCCAGGCGAAGUGACUCCUCUAAGAGCAGUGGUAAAGAUAUUGCCAUUGACAAACAAGUUGUUUAUGUCUCGGAGUUCAAAUCACCGGAGAUAAGUCAGACUGAGGUGGCCGAUGACAAUGAUAAGUCAUUGGGGAGUAAAACAUUUGAGCGCUGGAUAUUCUUGGGUGAGAACAAGGAUGAAAAUUCUUGGGGCAAUGGAUCGAAUCAGGCCCAACCGGUUACAAACAUCGUUGUCUCCUCAGGUGAGGAGAAAAUUAUCAAAUAACAGUAAAAACAAUUUUUUAUUUUUUUAUUUAUUAAUUUGUUCAGAGGGGGAAAGGGUUCAUAGUCGCAAAUGUGUUAGUCACGAUUAAGUUUUACUGACGUUUGAAUGUUCUUGGGAUGGGGAUGCUCCUUCGUAGGGGUGCGCCGUCAAAAUUUUUAUCCUACGCUACAUUGAAGGAUGAACCUCCAAAAAUCUGUUAGAAUUUCGCAUUAAAAAAAAAUCGCUCAGUUUAAAUCAAUUAUGCAGGAAAUUUCAUUAAAGCUACUAAACCUAUAAUUUAUUAAUUAUGGGGCCAAUUAAGUGUCCACUAAAAUUCAUGAAUAGAGUACAGUUAUAAUACAACAAGUUCGCAUGAUUUUGUAUUUUUUCAUACGGUUUUAUUCUUUAAAAAAAUUCUCUGAUGUUCUUAAAACAUCAUAGUAUUGAAAUGAGCAAAACUUAGCAUCCCCUGUAGUUGAAAUAGAGACGUAAAAGUUUGCACACCUAUUUUAUUAUUCGUUUUGAAUGAAACGAGCCGACGAUACGACCAAAAUUGACCUGCACCCCUAUUAAGGACUCCUCAUUGACGAUCGAAUCACAGGCAAAGUGGUAAAAGGGCUUGAGUAUAUUUUGACUAGACGCCUUUCAUCCCUUCCCUAAUGAAACAGAAAUAUUACACCCGUUAUGUUUGUCUUUAUCGAAAAAAAAACAAAUAUCGUGAUAUAAGGUGAAUGCAAGUAUUACUGGAAAGCUAUGUGCCAUAGAGGAAAAAUUUGAAAAGUCAAAAUAUCGUGACGUGGCAAACGCUUUCUGAGGAUAUGGUGAAAAUUGUUGUGAAGUAAUACCAAUUUUCCAGAUAUAGUCAGCAGUAUUUUUAUUCACCUGCUGAUUCUAAUUCCCUGUUCACUAAAGAUAGUUUCCUUAGUUUAUUGUAUUCCAGUGGAAGUAUAGAAUGCAUGUUGCAAAAAUAUUCAUUAACAUCCCAUUUAACUGAUUAAAAAAAUGUUAUAACAAUUGAUAUUGGACUGUACAUUCUCCAUGAAAUUAAUGUAAGAAAUGUUGGUGCCGGAGACAUGUCUUUCUCAUCGGGUGUUUGAAUCUUUUUCACACAAAAAAAAUCCCGACUCUAAAUGAUAGAAUUGUAUAUAAUACUCAUAAUGUAUAAAUUCAAUACCUACUUCACACAUUAAUUAAUAUGUAUGAAUGGAUACUGGGACUAUUUUACAAAAGAAAGAGGAAAAAUUAUAUAUAUAAAACAUAUUAUUGAUAUAAAUGUUACAAUAGUAAUCACACAAUAUUGUAAAUUUUAUUAUUAUAAUUAUUAUUUUUUUCUAAUCUA